AGCAGCUCUUGCAGCAGCGCGUUGGAAGACAGCUCGGCCAUGAUUCAACCUCUCAGAACAAGAAAUCCUCAUAAUCAACCGCAACCAUGAUGCACCCUUCGAGAAGAGCAUAUGUAGAGGAAGCAGAGUCAGAGGAUCGAGGUGGCAUUGAUCUGAACUCUAUCCCCAUCGAUCGUGACUAUGAUAUACCAGGGGCCGGAAGUGGCAUUGCGCCUGAAAAGGCCUCGGCCCUUCUAUCGCAGUUCGAGCGGAAGAGGUUAGCUGCAACGAUCGCCGUCCCCACCGACGAUGGGCGAGUACGGGCGAAGCUUCGGGAAUUGGGCGAGCCAGUCACACUCUUCGGCGAAGGCCCAGCGGAUAGGCGCGACAGACUGCGGGAGCUGCUCACGGAGCAAGCGCAGGCGCAGCAAACGGCCAGCCGGGAGAGCGUGGAUGUGGAGAUGGCGGAUGCGGAGAAGGAUGAGGAAGAGGAAGCCGAAGAGCAAGAGGAGGAGUUCUACUCCAGGGGAACAGACGAGCUUCUCCAGGCACGCAUAAACAUCGCCCAGUACUCCAUUGGACGGGCGAAACGUCGUAUCGAGUUCCAAAGGAAGGAGUCCACCAUUCCCCUACGCACACACAUCAAGUUCCGGAAGGAGAUCAAGGAACGGCUGCAAACCUUCGAGCUCCAGGGCAGUCAGACAGCAGGAGACCGACAUGUCAGCAUGACGCGGAUAUCGCCAAACGGGAAGAUAGUGGCAACUGGGAAUUGGGGGGGCCAGGUCAAGCUCAUCGACAUUCCCAGUCUCGAGCACAAGCGAACGUUAAGGGGUCACACGAAUAAAAUCAGCGGAAUAUCGUGGAUGCCCGGCGCUACCUUACCCGAGCGCAACGUUUCGGAGGAGACAGUAAAUCUGGCUUCAGGGGGUGCCGAGGGCCAGAUCCACCUCUGGUCGCUAUCGCAGGACACGCCUCUCUCUACGCUGUCUGGACACUCACAGCGGGUAUGCCGAGUUGACUUUCAUCCCUCUGGGAAGUACCUGGCAUCGGCGUCAGAGGAUACUUCGUGGAGGUUGUGGGACGUCGAGACGACAACAGAGCUACUUCUUCAGGAGGGUCAUUCGCGCGGCGUUUACGCAGUCAGCUUCAACACUGAUGGGUCGCUGCUAGCCAGCGCAGGCUUAGACAGCAUUGGGCGAAUCUGGGACUUGCGUUCGGGUCGGACCGUCAUGAUCCUGGACGGCGGCACAGACGGCCACAUCAAGCCUAUCUAUGGGCUAGAUUGGGGUUCGGACGGCCACCGCGUGUUGACGGCCUCCGCUGACGGAUGGAUCAAGUGCUGGGACGUCAGAAAGGUGCAACGGACGGCGGGCAUCGGCGCGCACACAAGUGCGGUGUCUGAUGUGAAGUGGUUCAGGGGCCUUGAUGACCCUUUGGAGGGAACCCCGCCGGGCGAGGAUGAGAAGGGCAUGCAGAUUCCCAAGAAGUCGAGCACCUUUCUUGUUUCGUCAGGGUUCGACCACAAAAUCAACAUCUUCUCGGCGGAUGACUGGGCUCUGGUCCAGUCGCUCACCGGCCACACUGGCCCUGUUGCAAGUGUGGACGUGAGCAGGGACGGGAGAUGGAUCGUAAGCGGUGGCCAUGACCGGACAGUCAAGCUAUGGGGAAGAAACGACUCGGCCGGGAUGUACGGCGACGAGUAGGGUACUAGAGGAUAACGAACAAAUAGGCAGGAUUCUCGCGUUAUCUCCAAUCUGAGAACACAAUUGAUACCCAUGUACUUGUACCUCAUUCGUCAUCCAUGCUUGAGUAGCGUCUAAAACUCAUGAUGCAUCAGGUACUGAAGAGUGUUUGGAGACUGCGGUUGGCGAUUGGUAGAAACUACUAAUAGUGCUAGCAAACUAUACAGAAAAAACGCACCUAUAUACCUAAAAUAUGAGUCUCUAUGGAAACCAGGAGAGGAGAAUUCCAAUGCCUCAUAUAGUAGGGAUUAUAACAAGAAGCAACGAGUGAGUAUCACUUCUGUUUACCAACGAAGCGUGCACACUGUAACUACCUGGUAGGUACCUACCUAAUAAGCCCAGAACCCUGCAAU
Chaetomium strumarium is the source of this 2074-nucleotide messenger RNA. RefSeq names its product WD40-repeat-containing domain protein. Bases 87 to 1682 code for a protein of 531 amino acids. The transcript has 3 exons. NCBI's taxonomy places the organism in Eukaryota, Fungi, Ascomycota, Sordariomycetes, Sordariales, Chaetomiaceae. Gene Ontology annotation, molecular function: protein binding; U4 snRNA binding; U6 snRNA binding. The record is from RefSeq and is a predicted model, not a curated record. Gene Ontology annotation, biological process: mRNA splicing, via spliceosome. Gene Ontology annotation, cellular component: U4/U6 x U5 tri-snRNP complex.